AUGUUCAGAUCUGGUAUUCAAAAAAGUUCCAUUCGUAAGUUGGCCACUUUCAUUUCGCCUGAGUCCGCUUUGCCAAAGAAGUACGGUGGUAAAUAUACCGUAACUUUGAUUCCAGGGGAUGGUGUCGGUAAGGAAAUCACUGACUCGGUUAGAACCAUCUUCAGUCACCAAAACGUUCCAAUUGAAUGGGAAGUUGUUGAUGUUUCGGGAUUAGAAGCUGGUAACGGUGUUACUGAAGCUGUUGAAUCGUUGAAGAGAAACAAGGUUGGUUUAAAGGGUAUCUUGUACACACCAACCGGGACCUCGGGUAAGUCUUUAAAUGUUGCAUUAAGAAAAGAAUUGGACAUCUACGCCUCUUUGGUUUUGAUUAAGAACAUUCCAGGUGUCAAGGGUAGAUUAGAAGGUAUUGACUUUGCCUUGGUCAGAGAAAACACCGAAGGUGAAUACUCGGGAUUAGAACAUCAAUCGUACCCAGGUGUUGUUGAAUCCUUAAAGAUCAUGACUAGAUUCAAGUCUGAAAGAAUCGCCAAGUUUGCUUUUGACUUUGCCAAGAAGAACAACAGAAAAUUGGUCACAGCUAUCCACAAAGCCAACAUUAUGAAAUUAGGGGAUGGUUUAUUCAGAACCACCGUCAAGGACGUUGGUCAAGACUACGCUGGUAUUGAAGUUAACGACUUGAUUGUCGAUAACGCUUCCAUGCAAGCCGUUGCCAAGCCACAACAAUUCGAUGUCUUGGUCACUCCAAACUUGUACGGUACCAUCUUAUCUAACAUUGGUGCUGCUUUAAUUGGUGGUCCAGGUUUAGUUCCAGGUGCUAACUUCGGUAGAGAAUACGCUGUUUUCGAACCAGGUUGUAGACACGUUGGUUUAGAUAUCAAGGGUCAAAACACCGCUAACCCAACCGCCAUGAUCUUAUCUGCUGCUAUGUUAUUAAGACACUUAGGCUUGAACGAUCAUGCUGAUAAGAUCUCUAAGGCUACCUACGACGUCAUUGCCGAAGGUAACGUUAGAACUAAAGAUAUCGGUGGUGCUUCCUCCACUACUGAAUUCACUGACGCUAUUGUAGCUAAAUUGAAUUAA
Molecule: messenger RNA, 1080 nt
Organism: Debaryomyces hansenii CBS767
Lineage: Eukaryota; Fungi; Ascomycota; Pichiomycetes; Serinales; Debaryomycetaceae
Gene: IDH1
Product: isocitrate dehydrogenase (NAD(+))
Exons: 2
Coding region: 1-1080 (359 amino acids)
Biological process (GO): isocitrate metabolic process; tricarboxylic acid cycle
Cellular component (GO): mitochondrion
Molecular function (GO): NAD binding; isocitrate dehydrogenase (NAD+) activity; magnesium ion binding
Source: RefSeq, a predicted model, not a curated record